GGUGCAGAAGGGCACCAGCCCCUCCCAGUUUGGGUGAGCAGAUUUGUGAUUAGUUAUCAGGCAGAAACCCACAAGCAAUUAACAGCUCUGACAUCAAGGGACGACGGGCAAAUAUAAAACCCUCAGCUCUCAGAGGGGUUUGGCGGCAAAUCCCCUCAGGAGUUGGAGCUUGAUUUUUCUCUAUGUGUGUCCGUCUCUGCACAAAGGGCCGCAGAACCAGAGCCUUGCUUCCAGCAGAAUGGAAGUUCAUAAACUCCUCUCUCUAGGAUACGUCUUCCUGCCCCUGCUGUUCACUCAGCAGGCGGGGGCUCAGUUUCCCAGGGAGUGUGCCACCACUGAGGCUUUGAGGAAUGGUGUGUGCUGCCCAGACCUGGCCCCCGUGUCCGGGCCUGGGACUGACCCCUGCGGCUCCUCAUCAGGGAGGGGCAGGUGUGAGGCAGUGACUGCAGACUCCCGACCCCACGGCCCCCAGUACCCGCAUGAUGGCCAAGACGACCGGGAGGGCUGGCCCACACGCUUCUUCAACAGGACGUGUCACUGCAAUGGCAACUUCUCGGGACACAACUGUGGGACUUGCCGUCCUGGGUGGAGAGGAACCGCCUGUGACCAGAGGGUGCUCACAGUCAGGAGAAACCUUCUGGAUUUAAGUACAGAAGAAAAGAACUACUUUGUCCGGGCCCUAGAUAUGGCGAAGCGCACAACUCACCCCCAGUUUGUCAUUGCCACGAGGAGGUCAGAAGAAAUCUUGGGGCCAGAUGGCAACACACCCCAAUUCGAGAACAUUUCCAUUUACAACUACUUUGUGUGGACACACUAUUAUUCGGUCAAAAAGACUUUCCUUGGGGCAGGCCAGGAAAGCUUUGGCGAAGUGGACUUCUCCCAUGAAGGGCCAGCUUUUCUCACGUGGCACCGGUACCACCUGCUGCAGCUGGAGAGAGACAUGCAGGAAAUGCUGCAGAACCCUUCCUUCGCCCUGCCUUACUGGAAUUUUGCGACUGGGAAGAACGUCUGUGACAUCUGCACCGAUGACAUGAUGGGCUCCAGAAGCAACUUUGAUCCCAACUUUAUAAGCCCGAACUCUGUCUUUUCUCAAUGGCGAGUGGUGUGUGAAUCCUUGGAAGAUUAUGAUACCCUAGGAACCCUCUGUAACAGCACUGAGGGGGCGCCAAUUAGGAGGAAUCCAGCCGGAAACGUGGCUAGACCAAUGGUGCAACGUCUUCCUGAACCACAGGAUGUCGCUCAGUGCUUAGAAGUUGGUUUAUUUGACACACCUCCUUUUUAUUCCAACUCUACAAACAGUUUCCGAAACACAGUGGAAGGUUACAGUGAUCCCAUGGGAAGGUAUGAUCCUGCUGUUCGAAGCCUCCACAAUUUGGCUCAUCUAUUCCUGAAUGGAACAGGGGGACAAACCCAUUUAUCUCCAAAUGAUCCUAUUUUUGUCCUCCUGCAUACUUUCACUGACGCAAUCUUUGAUGAAUGGCUGAGGAGAUAUAAUGCUGAUAUAUCCACAUUUCCGUUGGAAAAUGCCCCUAUUGGACAUAACAGACAAUACAACAUGGUGCCAUUCUGGCCUCCAAUUACCAACACUGAAAUGUUUGUUACUGCUCCAGAUAACCUGGGGUAUACUUAUGAAGUUCAAUGGCCAGGUCGGAGUUUCCAUAUUUCUGAGAUUAUUACCAUAGCGGUGGUUGCUGCUUUAUUGCUGGUUGCAGUCAUUUUUGUGGGCGCUUCUUGUCUGAUUCGUGCCAGAAGCAACAUGGAUGAAGCCAAUCAGCCUCUCCUCACUGACCAGUAUCGACACUACGCUGAAGAAUAUGAAAAAAUCCCGAAUCCUAAUCAAUCUAUGGUCUAACUAUAAAAAACCUAUUGUCUUACACCCUAGUCUUACAAAAGCUCUGGCUGAAAAAUAAUAGAUUGAGUUACUAACUGUAUUUUCUUUCACUCUGUUCCUUUCUUCCUAUGCACAUGUUGGAAUUAAAGCUCCAGGAAUCACUUUCCAGA
Myotis davidii is the source of this 2001-nucleotide messenger RNA. It is a transcript of the gene TYRP1, whose product is annotated as tyrosinase-related protein 1. Gene Ontology annotation, cellular component: melanosome. The transcript has 8 exons. Gene Ontology annotation, biological process: melanocyte differentiation; melanosome organization. Gene Ontology annotation, molecular function: oxidoreductase activity. NCBI's taxonomy places the organism in Eukaryota, Metazoa, Chordata, Mammalia, Chiroptera, Vespertilionidae. Bases 239 to 1852 code for a protein of 537 amino acids. The record is from RefSeq and is a predicted model, not a curated record.